Maudiozyma saulgeensis is the source of this 1176-nucleotide messenger RNA. NCBI's taxonomy places the organism in Eukaryota, Fungi, Ascomycota, Saccharomycetes, Saccharomycetales, Saccharomycetaceae. The record is from the annotation of a GenBank genome assembly.
AUGCCAUUCUAUAGAAAUAUUAACGUGUUAUGGUUGACCGCGGUGGUCACUUACAUGAUACAAACAAGAUCAUUUGAAAAUAUUGUUGGUAGAGAACAAUUAGUUGAUCAAAAAACACAACAAGUACAAAAGUCUCAGAGUGUUCCAAGACAAGGCUUUACAGUACAUUUAGCAAUCUUAUAUUUAUUAUCAUGGUAUCUAUUGAUUCCAUUUAGUAAAUUAAUUUGGUCUCAUAAUGAAACUGAAGAUACUAUUAAUAAUAAUAACAAUAAAAUUAAUGGUGUAAAUUCUGAUAUGGAUGAUGCUGAUGUGGAUCUUUCGGAACCUAUAGAAUUACCACAGCCUGCAUCGACAGACAAGAGUCUCUCUUCAAAUAUAAGGUAUUUUGUCAAAAUUCUUACAAUGUCCUGCUUUUUAGCCAUUACAGUGGUAACUUAUACUUUAGGGUUAGGUUUAUCUCCAUCAUUUGACAUUACUUUGAUUCAAAAUUGUGCUUUUUUUGAAAUGACUACUUUAUUAUAUGGUGUCUGUAGCGUUUCAAGAAAUAAGAAUGUCUUUAGAAAUUUUUUAAUUAUGAUGUUAGCUGUAAUUAGUAUAUUAAUUGUUUCUUAUACUAAUGCUACUUGUAAUUUAUUAGCAGGUAAGAUGUCUGUUAAUAAAGAGACUAAAGAAGUGAAUGAUCCGUGGUUAUUUGAUAGAUUAAAAGCUGGUUUAAUUACAGGUUUAGGUUCUUUAGCAAUUGGCCCAUUCGCUGUUUGGUGUAAUCAAUGGUUUGAAGAAUCACCAAGAGUUGAAAAAAUUAAAAUUAAUAAAAAAAAUUUAUUCUAUUUACCAACUUUUUCAAUUAUUUUAUUAUUACCUUUCUUAAAUUUAGGUAAUUUAGGUUUAAUUGUUGAAGAAUAUUUAUCACAACCUAAAUUUUGGUUAAAUUUAUUUGUUGGUAUAGUAUUCGGUGUAUUACCAAAUAUGAUUUCAAUUAUUAAAUUAAAUGCACAUUAUCCAAAUGAAUUUAUCACUACAUGUAAUCUAGGUGUUAUUAUAAUAACAGGUUUAUUUGAAUGGAUAUGUGAAUCUGGUCAAACUGUCAUUGUUAGAUGGGAAGUUAUCUCUUAUAUCUUUUUAACUUUAUGCACUAUCACCCUUUAUUUCAGUUUGCGUGGUAAUAUGGCAAAUUAG